Miscanthus lutarioriparius is the source of this 804-nucleotide messenger RNA. The record is from the annotation of a GenBank genome assembly. NCBI's taxonomy places the organism in Eukaryota, Viridiplantae, Streptophyta, Magnoliopsida, Poales, Poaceae.
AUGUUCUGCGAGUGCGGCACGGGCAGUUUCAAGCACGUCGACGAGGAUCCGGACGAUCUCGGUUGCACUGGCGGAUCGCCCAAGGAGAAGGACAAGGAGAGGAGGAAGCACGGCGGCAAGGUCAACCCCUACGCGGAGCGCGGGCUGGACAGGUUCUCCGUCGUGCUCUCCGAGCUCGAGACCCGGCGGGCCAAGAUCCUGCGCCGCGUCGGCUCCGACACCGGCCUCGUCUUGGUCCGCUUCGUCCAGUCCUCCAACGGCGACUGGACGCCCGUCGUCGUCAAGCUCCCCGAGGAGCCGCCGCCGUACAAGAAGGCCGCCACCACCAAGAAACCGACGAGGGCGGCGGCAGCGUCGACCGCCGCGCCUUUGUUGCGACCACCGGCUGCUGCUUCACCUGGACCCGGCAGUCCGCCGGAUCCCGCCAGCCCGAGGGAGAGGAAGGGCUCCAGUGCCACUGUCAAGGUCGUCGCCGCCACCAAGGUGCCGGCGAGGAAGGCGUCGUUCUCGUGGGGGAGGACGAUGCGGCGGCCGUCGUGCUACUGGCCGUCCGUCAUCGUGCUGACGCUGGUGAGCCUGGUCGUGUUCGGGCGGGUGUUCGCCAUCUGCCUCGCGUCCAUAUGGUGGUAUGUGCUUCCAACCUUAGGCAGCGGCGAGGAUGCGCGCCCGGGCCCGGCCGGCAUGAGGAUGUCCAUGGAGAAAAAGAAGGUCGUCUCGCCGCCGCUGCCGCUGCCACACGCCAAGAAAGGCAGCAUCAGCGGCGUGUACGAGGUGGUCAGGUCGCCAAAAGGGAAGCGAGGCUGA